AUGUCGCAACAAUUGAUAAAUGAACAAAGCAAAUAUAUCUUGGACUUAUUUUCUGAACAGACUAUUGACUCACAAACUUUAGAUUCGCUUUCAGCACAAGUGCAGAAAAGGUUUCCUAAAUCUGAACAUUUCAACUUAUGCCUUCUCCUCUCCUCCCUUAUUACUGGUGGAGAUUUGUCACUACCUGGGCAACGUGUGGUGGCCUUGGCCAUUCUCUUUGAUACAUACAAACAGGACAAUCCAUUCAGUUCGUUGUUCCUGCACCUUUUAGAAGGCAAGCCAGGACUACUGCCUUUAGCACCGCAAGAAAGACUUUUCAUUGGACAACUUUAUGGUUUUAUACCAGUAAAUAUUAAAGAUAUAUUGAAAAAGUCAGCAAAGCAAGUAAUGUUAACAGAAGUGUCAUCAAAGGACCUGGAAUUCGAUUACUCCUCACUUCAAACCUUGGUGGCUGAGAGAUCCUCAGAAAUUAGCUCUGUAGCGAAAGCAACUGCGCCUGCACUUAUUCCAUUAGGUGAUGGGAGUCCACCUAAUCGCAUGGCGAUGAAAGAGUUGUUAGAGGCGCUCAUGUCGAAUGAAUAUAUGCCGCUGCACUGCACGUUGAAGGCAGCGGGGCCCAUUCCGCCACCGACUUUCCUACUAGACCCCACUGAAAUAUCUUUCGCUGAUGAGGGCGUUUGGAAAAACCUCGUGAACCGCGGUGCGUACGUGCCUCUAUACGACACAGAAUACGAAGGGCUGCUCGGCUUGAAGCCCCCUGAAAAGGUUCCAGAACAACGCGCCAGUCAGCAGCACAAGCCCAAGGAGGAGAAGAAAGAGGAACUAGAGGAGAAAAAGCUAGAUGAGAAGGACGCGGCCAGCUUAAUCGUAGAGGCGAAGGAGCUGACUCAAUUAGCUCUCAAAGGUGCCCUAAGUGUUCAACAUCAGCAGAGGCUCCUGGCAUUACUCGAUCAGGAGCCAAAUAUUGUUUAUGAAAUUGGUGUUACACCUAUCAGGUUGGGCACAGCCUAUCUCGGCCACGGCAGUAGGAAUGAUUCAACUAUCUGUCUACCGCAGCUCCCAGACCUCGUGGAGAACAACCCCAUGGUGGCGAUAUCGGUACUGCUUAAGCUGAUCCACUCGCAGCACAUCACAGAGUACUUCAGCGUACUGGUCAACAUGGAAAUGUCCUUGCACUCCAUGGAAGUUGUUAACAGGCUGACCACAUCCGUGGACCUGCCCGUGGAAUUCGUACACCUUUACAUCAGUAACUGCAUCUCAACUUGCGAGACGAUUCGCGACCGCUACAUGCAGAACCGGCUGGUCAGGCUCGUCUGCGUGUUCCUGCAGUCGCUCAUCAGGAACAAGAUCAUCAAUGUAAAGGAACUGUUUAUCGAAGUAGAAGCAUUUUGCGUAGAAUUCAGCAGAAUCAGAGAGGCGGCAGCGCUGUUCCGACUCCUCAAGCAACUGGACUCCGGCGACGGUAUCGGACAUAAAGAGGCAAAGGAAAACUAA
Messenger RNA from Parnassius apollo (apollo), 1494 nucleotides. The record is from the annotation of a GenBank genome assembly. NCBI's taxonomy places the organism in Eukaryota, Metazoa, Arthropoda, Insecta, Lepidoptera, Papilionidae.